Molecule: messenger RNA, 626 nt
Organism: Dalotia coriaria
Lineage: Eukaryota; Metazoa; Arthropoda; Insecta; Coleoptera; Staphylinidae
Product: arginine-glutamic acid dipeptide repeats protein-like
Exons: 2
Coding region: 99-605 (168 amino acids)
Cellular component (GO): nucleus
Molecular function (GO): transcription corepressor activity
Source: RefSeq, a predicted model, not a curated record
CACGUUUGCCGGAUUACCGACCGGCGAUACCCGCUGAUCAACUGCCGCCCGAUCCGGAGCACUCGCGCACCCGCGAGGAGCUGCGAUGGGUGCCGGCGAUGACGCUCGACACGGACCUGCUGAUGUACCUGCGCGCGGCGCGCUCGAUGGCCGCCUUCGCCGGCAUGUGCGACGGCGGGUGUCCGGAGGACGGUGCGAACGCUGCUAGCCGCGACGAUACCACGAUCAACGCGUUGGACGUGCUGCACGACAGCGGCUACGACCCGGGGCGGGCGCUGCAGGCGCUCGUCAAGUGCCCGGUGCCCAAGGGCAUUCAUCAGAAGUGGUCCGAGGAGGAGACGAAGCGCUUCGUCAAGGGCCUGCGACAAUUCGGCAAGAAUUUCUUUCGCAUUCGCAAGGAUCUCUUGCCUCACAGGGAUACACCUGAAUUGGUAGAGUUUUACUACCUGUGGAAGAAGACGCCGGGGGCAAACAACAAUCGGCCGCAUCGGCGCCGCCGACAGGGCUCCCUGCGGCGCAUACGCAACACGCGAAACAGUAGAGGGGGUAAUAAUACGCCACCUACUUCAGGUGACUAUUACGUUUUCGAAAUACUUUUUCCAUGAGCCGCCGCUGCGCUUUCAUUU